CUUUCUUAACUAACUAUUGUAAAUUUUUGUAAAUUUGUAAAUAUUAUAUACUAUUGAAGCAAAGGAAGGAAAUACAUAUAUAUAAAGGGAGAAAAAGAAAAAAAAAGACGGAGAGUACAUAUAUACAAACGAUACGGAAAAAAUGAUGCCAAGUCUAGUGAACGAUACGAGCAAACCAAGUAGCUUAAAGCAGCCUCAAGCAAGUAACGCUCCCCAAGGACAACAGCUGGCUGCUUUAUUACAACCAGAAUAUGAUUAUGGCCUUUUUAGCCAUGCAGGCGCGUCUUCCUUGUUUCCUGAUGACGAAGUUGACCGCUCCAACAGUGCUCCUCCUCUCCAAGGCUUGCAAAGACCACGUGAUUUGAGCUUGAAUAACCCUACCUCUAGUGCCGCCGCUGGUAACACGACAUAUGACCCACUUCAAGCUUGGAAGCUGUGGAAGAAUGGUAGCACAGACAAUUUCCAAACAACUCAAGCAGCAGAAAGUAGUGAUGCUAAAGGAAAAUACGUUGGGAUUAUUCAACAAGAUUUUCCUCGAACACCUUCCCCCAUGUUUGGUUUUCAACAAGGAUUACGUGAUGAAAGUGUCGACUUCGAUCCUCGCAUGUAUGGCUAUAACAGUACUAACAAUGCCCAGUUAUUACAGCAGCCCAGUGGUUCACGUAUGAGCGCCCUUCGCUCUGCUCAAUUCUCGCCUACGCGUCCCAAUUCGACUCCACCCACGAACGAUAGUCGAUCUCCUUAUGGUGCCACUACUAGUUUGGAAGAAGACAUGUUGAUAAAGCCUUUUAGUAGCCUUGGCCUUUCUGAUGAGGAUGAUUAUAUUCGCUAUAACAAUGCGCUUCGUUAUCAGCAACAACAACAGCAACAGCAGCAACAGCAAUCUCCUUAUCCUUAUUAUGAGAACAAUACGUCGUUGGUAAAUUCUGCUCUUGAUUUAGCAGGCAAUGAAGAAUACGAAUCCAUUUAUGGUAAAUGGUCUAGCGAAGACGCUGCUGCUGCCUACCACAUGCGCUCUAAACAAGGCCCUUUGACUGCACCCAUUCCUUAUGAUCCUACUGGAUUUCCUAUGGCUGACACAAACACAGAUAAGAAAUUGCGUCAAUUACAAUUGCAGCAGCAACAGAUCUUGAUCAGACAGCAGCAACAGCAACUCUUGGCUGCUCGUCAACAGUUAUUGCUUCAGCAACAGCGCGCGUUCAAUAAUUUGAGCGCUAGCAAUGUCAGUAAUAACAAUGUUGGUUCGCGUGGGUCUCGCUCUCAAGAACAAGUCUCCCGAUCAUCUUCUUCGCAAGACCUUGCUCUUAGUAUACGGUCUGUCCUGUUGGAAGAAUUCCGUAAUUCCAAGAACAAAAAGUAUGAACUCAAAGAUAUUGCCGGUCAUAUUGUCGAAUUCAGUGGUGAUCAGCAUGGAUCUCGUUUUAUUCAACAAAAACUCGAGACAGCCAAUAGUGAAGAGAAGCAAAUGGUUUUUGAAGAAGUCUUGCCUAAUGCCUUGCAACUCAUGACAGAUGUUUUUGGUAACUAUGUCUUGCAAAAGUUUUUUGAACAUGGUAAUCAAAUGCAAAAAUCUAUUUUGGCCAAGCAAAUGGAAGGUCAUGUUCUUUCACUCUCGCUUCAGAUGUAUGGUUGUCGUGUGGUUCAAAAGGCUUUGGAGCAUGUUUUGACAGAACAGCAAGCUAUUUUAGUAGGCGAGUUGGAUGGCUGUGUACUUAAAUGCAUCAAGGAUCAAAAUGGCAAUCAUGUCAUCCAAAAGGCCAUUGAGCGUGUCCCUGCUCAACAUAUUCAGUUUAUUAUUGACGCUUUCCAUGGUCAAGUUUAUAAUUUGGCAACACAUCCCUAUGGUUGUCGUGUGAUUCAGCGUAUGUUUGAGCACUGUACUGAAUCGCAAACGGGUCCUCUUUUGGAAGAAUUGCAUCGCUGUACAAAUCAACUUGUUCAGGAUCAGUAUGGUAAUUAUGUGAUUCAGCAUAUCUUGGAGAAAGGAAGACCUGAAGACAAGGCAAAGAUUGUUGAUAAGAUUUUGGGGCAAAUUCUGCCUUUGAGUAAGCACAAAUUUGCUAGUAAUGUUGUGGAGAAAUGCGUAGAUUAUGGAAGUAAACGUGACAGACAAUUGUUGAUUGAAGAAGUUAUUCAAAAUAGGUCUGAUGGAACAUAUCCUCUCAUUACCAUGAUGAAGGAUCAAUAUGCCAACUAUGUUGUUCAGAAAAUGUUGGAUGUCGUAGAUGAUGAUCAACGCGAAAUCCUUGUCGCCAAAAUUAGACCUCACUUACAAUCACUCAAGAAGUAUACCUAUGGAAAACACCUUAUCCAAAAAGUAGAAAAGUUAGGUAUUACCUAUGACUCUAACCAAGCAUUAGAAGAUGGUGAAAAGCAAGAAAACAGUAGUGACUACACUGCUUAAGAAAUGUACCUCUUACCCACAGGAGUGGGUGUAUAUAUUGUAUAAAACUCCUGUACCAUAUAUUAUUAAAAUUUUCCCCUUUUGCU
Gilbertella persicaria is the source of this 2490-nucleotide messenger RNA. Its product is annotated as armadillo-type protein. Gene Ontology annotation, biological process: nuclear-transcribed mRNA catabolic process, deadenylation-dependent decay. Gene Ontology annotation, molecular function: mRNA 3'-UTR binding. The transcript is spliced from 5 exons. NCBI's taxonomy places the organism in Eukaryota, Fungi, Mucoromycota, Mucoromycetes, Mucorales, Choanephoraceae. Gene Ontology annotation, cellular component: cytoplasm. The record is from RefSeq and is a predicted model, not a curated record. Bases 143 to 2404 code for a protein of 753 amino acids.